Eremomyces bilateralis CBS 781.70 is the source of this 573-nucleotide messenger RNA. RefSeq lists its product as uncharacterized. Lineage: Eukaryota; Fungi; Ascomycota; Dothideomycetes; Eremomycetales; Eremomycetaceae. Bases 135 to 449 code for a protein of 104 amino acids. The record is from RefSeq and is a predicted model, not a curated record. The transcript has 2 exons.
UGAUACUGGUAUAUAAGUUCUUUCGUGACCUGUGUACCGACAAUAGGCACGGUAUGUAAAUAACCAGCCAAUUCCAUAAUUUCCCAUUCAAGUCUUGCCCUGAACCUUCUUCAACCGGUUAUCCAAACUCAACCAUGACUACAAACAAAUCCAACGCCAAUAUGGUGUCUUCUAACGCCAGUGGCCAUACCUCUGGUCACAACGCCGGAGAAAACGUCAAUGACGCUGUCAAGGUUGCCAGCGACAAGGUUCAAGGAGCCAGCAAGAUCAUCCGCGGCAACAUCAAUACCUUCGUCGACAGUGCGGCCAACACCAAGGCAAAAGAGGGGGAGAACGAGCGGUUGUCACAGCAAGGUCAUGACCAGUGGGAGGGGAAACGGGAGCCGACGGGGGUCUUUGGUGAGAGCAAGGGAAUCGAUACAGCGUAUGCGAAUGGCAGAAGAACCUAGGAAGGACUUUAGAGAGCUAGAGGAACUGGAAACGACCCGAAUGAUACCAGAUGGCAGUAUGAUGAGAAACGGAUAUCAUGUAGUGUCAAAUGAGAUUUAUACGCCGCCUAUCCGGAGUAGAAUU